CCCGCCCGCCGCGCCAUGCCCGCGGGCUGAGCGCCGCCGCAGGGCCUCGUCCCUCCUGGCGUGGGCCGCGCGGGCGACCAUGGUGCUGCCGCCGCCCGACCGGCGCCACGUGUGCCUGACCACGCUGGUGAUCGUGGGCAGCAUGGCCGUCAUGGACGCGUACCUGGUGGAGCAGAACCAGGGCCCGCGCAAGAUCGGCGUGUGCAUCAUCGUGCUGGUGGGCGACGUGUGCUUCCUGCUGGUGCUGCGCUACGUGGCCGUGUGGGUGGGCGCCGAGGUGCGCACGGCCAAGCGCGGCUACGCCAUGAUCCUCUGGUUCCUCUACAUCUUCGUGCUGGAGAUCAAGCUCUACUUUAUCUUCCAGAACUACAAGGCGGCGCGGCGCGGCGCGGCGGACCCGGUGGCGCGCAAGGCGCUGACGCUGCUGCUGUCGGUGUGCGUGCCCGGCCUCUUCCUCCUGCUCGUGGCGCUCGACCGCAUGGAGUACGUGCGCACCUUCCGCAAGCGCGAGGAUCUGCGCGGCCGCCUCCUCUGGGUGGCUCUGGACCUGCUGGACCUGCUGGACAUGCAGGCCAACCUGUGGGAGCCGCCGCGCACCGGGCUGCCGCUGUGGGCCGAGGGCCUCACUUUCUUCUACUGCUACAUGCUGCUGCUGGUGCUGCCGUGCGUGGCGCUCAGCGAGGUCAGCAUGCAGGGCGAGCACAUCGCGCCGCAGAAGAUGAUGCUCUACCCGGUGCUCAGCCUCGCCACGGUCAACGUGGUGGCGGUGCUGGCGCGCGCCGCCAACAUGGCGCUGUUCCGCGACAGCCGCGUCUCGGCCAUCUUCGUGGGCAAGAAUGUGGUGGCGCUCGCCACCAAGGCCUGCACCUUCCUCGAGUACCGCCGCCAGGUGCGCGACUUCCCGCCGCCCGCGCUCGCGCUGGAGCUGCAGCCGCCACCCUCGCAGCGCAACUCGGUGCCGCAGCCCCCGCCGCUGCACGGCCCGCCCGGGCACCCCCACGGCCCCUCGCCCACUCGUGAUGCCCUGGACACGUGACAGGGCCCGCGCGGUCCCCGGGACGGCCCCGGGGCUCAGAGACGCGGGUCUGGCCCGGGGCGUGCGGUUUGCAUGGGAUGGGGUGGGGCGGGCUCCCCUCGGGGAAGGUACGGAGAGUGCAGUGCGGUGCCUGGGGGCGCGGCCGCUUCUUCAUCUCAGGAAUCCCUCGGAUCGGACCGCGGACCCUCAGCCCCCGCUCCGCCAGCCGCCCCAGCGCGCUGGGCGGUUGGUGAGGCCUGGGCCGGUCCCUGCCUGUUGGGCCCCCGGGUUGGAAGGGAGGGCAGUGUGGGCGUGGCCUCGGUGGGGGCCUCUGGCUCAGAGUCUGGGGCCAAGGAGCCCCUGUCAUUUUAAAGACUCGUGUUUACAGUUUUGUA
Lemur catta (Ring-tailed lemur) is the source of this 1410-nucleotide messenger RNA. It is a transcript of the gene TMEM121, whose product is annotated as transmembrane protein 121. The transcript has a single exon. Lineage: Eukaryota; Metazoa; Chordata; Mammalia; Primates; Lemuridae. Bases 80 to 1036 code for a protein of 318 amino acids. The record is from RefSeq and is a predicted model, not a curated record.